Molecule: messenger RNA, 2487 nt
Organism: Xylona heveae TC161
Lineage: Eukaryota; Fungi; Ascomycota; Xylonomycetes; Xylonales; Xylonaceae
Exons: 1
Coding region: 161-2251 (696 amino acids)
Source: RefSeq, a predicted model, not a curated record
UUAGCCUGGAUCGUCGAGAGCUGAAAAGGCAAGAAAGACCAUUGCCAAGGCCGCAAGUUAUGUAGAGAGAAAUUGGCACGCGCCAUUGCUUCAAACUAUCCCUGACGUGGAUGGACUUCGCCCUUCUAGUUUGGAUGAAAUCUCGAACCUGAUUCGAGUAAUGCCGCAAUUGAAGGAGCUGUCCAAGUUGCAGAGUAAUCCUGUUGCUGCAGGGAGAGCUCUCCUGAAUGCCCGAAAUAGAAGAGUUCCUAACAGGGACGGUGCCUCUGCCAGGACUCUGCGACUUAGCCUCGCCGACGUGCGCUCGGCUGUUAAUGAGUGCCGGGAAAGGUCCGCAGAUCCGGUUGCUGGCACUGCAGUCCAUUCUCAGCCUAGGGAAUUAACAAGUGCUCCAAUUUCUACCAGAGGAAUUUCUCAUAAAUCAAGCACCGGCUCUGAGCCAAAUCAAGUUGGAUCGCCGCCCAGUAGACGGUUCUCUAACUUACCGAGCAACGGCUCCGAGUCAAAUCCAAUUGACUUGGACUUGUCUCCGAUAACCAAGCUUAUGAAGCGUUGGGAAACAGGAAACUUGGUAAGCGAAGAGGAGUUUAAUGAAGCGGAAGAGGGAGAGGCAAGUGAACCGCCAUCUCCUUCGCCACGGCCUCGCAAACAAGCUCGCAUCAACAACGCCACAGCAGAAGAGCGGAUCGUUAUUGACGAACUCCUCUGCAACGACGCCGAAGACAAGGGCUAUAUCCAUGUGAAGAAGCUCUCUCGUCUGGGUAUUCUAGCAGAUAUGCCCGCUUUCGCUUCAUCUAGAAACAUGAGGGCACGGGGAACCCCCCAUAUUCCUGCUUCGAUCCGUCACACAACCUUUGGUCGUUACUUGCGUCGAAGCUUACGUACUACCCUCACACCAAAAAUUGCUGAGAACGACACUUCAAGCAAGUCAAUCUCUUCGAUCCUCUCUAAAGGCGUUGACUUGGACACAAUUCCCAGCUUUCUUGAACCUCGCCGUAGGCAUUCUUCUAUGAAUUCGCCGACUCGUCAAGACCCGAUGCCGUUGAAUGCACCUGCUUCAAACAGUCAAGCCUCGGGCAAUGGAGCCAAGAUUUGCGAGAGAAAGCAGAUCACGGCUCAAGUGGCACUUCUUUCAGAGGUCCUUUCGGACUUUAAUAAACUGAAGGGCAAGUUUACGCUUGUCGCGGUAGCUCUGGCAAGGAAAGCUCGGUCGUCUGGGGUUGACGAUGACACUGAGAACCUGAGGAUCAAUCAGCGUCUGACCGAGGCUGAGACAUUGCUCAUGCGUAAAAUGGAGGCGGCGGUUGGUGGUUUUCAAGACGAGAUUCAAGAGUGCGUGAAGCUGCUUACAGAUGAGUUGGAUGGUGAUGGUGGAAUGGAUUGUCAUGGCUUGGAGGCUUCCUCUUCAGUUCACGGGUCAGCUGGAGCACUCAAGGAAUCUGCUCCUCUCCAGCACAAGGAAAAUCGUUCACCUUUGACCUUCAGGGAGUGCUCUCCAGAUCUCUCUACCCUUUCUCAUGCCGACGGUGACAAUAUGGGCUUCACUGGAAAGUCUCCUACCGGCGACACCAAUAGGUCUCGAUUUUCGCGUUCGCCUUCCUUCAAUGAGCUGGGAUCGGAUGAAUUCUCCGCCUUCAACAAGGCUCGUUCUGCGGCUUCUGCGGCUUCUGCGGCUUCUGCGGCUUCUGCGGCUUCUGCGGCUUCUGCGGCUUCUGCGGCUUCUGCGGCUUUCUUACAGCCAAGCGAUACCUUUUUGGCGUUGCAACCCCACGAUAAUGUCUCGAAUAACGUCGAUGACUCGAGCUUUAGCGAUGACCGCGGUCACCUUGACAUGAGGCGUCGUACCCAUAAGCAUACCGGAUCUUCUGUUCCUGAGCCAGUCGAGUCAGAGAAUAGCCAUGCUCGGUCUCAGAAUCGAUCGAUCGUUCCACAGAAGCGCAAGAGUACCAGCUCGUCCUCAACUACUCUGCUUUCCAGACGUUCCAUGAUUGCCGCGCGUGCUUUGACUAGAGUCAACACUACGCCCGCAGUGCAGAGUCCUCUUCGUCAGUCAAUGUCUAUCUCGGAGCAGCAGAACAUUUCACGAUCGACGGCGGCCACUGCAAUCAAUCGUGCUACGAAUGGUCGGGCCGUCCAAACUAUUUCACCAAAGAUUUCUCAGGAGACUUCCUCUGAUGACCAUGCCAUGCAUGACGAUCAAGAAGAAGAGGAGGAAGAGUAUGAGGAUGAGGAUGAGGAUGAAGAGGAAUAAGGGAGUUCAAAAUUCUUUGUGUCGUCACAAUUUCCUCCCACGCUCUUCUCCUUUCACUUUUCCAUAUGGUUGCUGCGGCGGCAGAUACUGACUGGAAAGAUUUGUUUUCUGCUUGCUGUUAUCUUUUUCUAAAUCCAUGUCCUCAUUUUCUUAUCAUCACAGCACAUGAACAUGGACUGACAUUUUCCCCUUACACCUUCCCCGUUUCCCUUUUUCCGAGCGAGAUGCUAAUUCGA